GCUCGGGAUGCCACGUCACGCAUGAGUGCGUGUGUGGAGAAGGAGGGCUGUUCCGAGACAUGCCGGACCUGUGUGGCUCGUUCUAUGCUUACUUCAUCCAGGACUGGUUCCGCUCCUUCCACCCCCAGGCCUUCCUUUUCCUGCGGUUCGAGGACUACAUGGCCAACCCCCGCCCGCACAUCACCCAAACCCUCGACUUCCUCGGCUUCCCCGCUGCUGACGUGGCGGAGGAGCAGUGGGCGGGGAUCGUCGACCUGGAGCGCGUGGAGCAGCGGCCGGAGGGCAUGGUGAGGGAGGAGCUGGAUGGGGUCACACGGGAGUACCUGGAGGCGUUCUUCGCGCCUUUCAAUGCAGAUCUGGUGCGGUUGCUGCGUGAUGAGAAGUAUUCGUGGAAGAGAGGGCAGAGGUGA
This is a messenger RNA of Closterium sp. Naga37s-1, 410 nucleotides long. The record is from the annotation of a GenBank genome assembly. Lineage: Eukaryota; Viridiplantae; Streptophyta; Zygnematophyceae; Desmidiales; Closteriaceae.